Messenger RNA from Colossoma macropomum (tambaqui), 2785 nucleotides. RefSeq names its product cytochrome P450 26B1 (gene cyp26c1). Gene Ontology annotation, biological process: sterol metabolic process. Gene Ontology annotation, molecular function: iron ion binding; monooxygenase activity; heme binding. NCBI's taxonomy places the organism in Eukaryota, Metazoa, Chordata, Actinopteri, Characiformes, Serrasalmidae. The transcript has 7 exons. The coding region runs from base 457 to 2094 and encodes 545 amino acids. The record is from RefSeq and is a predicted model, not a curated record.
CACGCUACACAUGCGCGCGCUCGGCACUCACACACACUCACACACACACAGAUUUGGUCCUGUUGGUUGCUUUUAUUUACCCGUCCGCUCCGCUCUCUCUCUGAGGUUUCUGAAGAUUGAAAAUUUGAGCGGAGACCAUCAAACAGGGCGCCAAACUUUUAGGAUUUUUAGAAAAUAUUUUUCUAUUUUUUUCUCUUUGUUUUCUUCCUUUUUUCUUUUUUUUUUUUGUUUGAACUGCUUUAUCAAGAGUCCCAUUGACGGACUCUAGACGCGCGCGGACUGUUUGUUUUUGUUAUUUGUCCAUUGUGUUGUAGUAAAAGUAGCUGUUUUUUGUAUUUUUAAUUUAUUAUAUUAAUGGUUAUUGAUUUUGUGGUGUUGAUUAUUAGUCUGGUAGUUGUCUGUUAGUGUUUUGUGUUUGUGUUGUGGCUGUAGUUGUUGUUGGUUAUUUGUUUGGAGAUGUUUGUUGUGGCGGCCCUGUGCUCCCUCGUGCCCGCCCUGCUCCUGCUGCUGCUCUCCCGCGCGCUGUGGGGGCUGAGGUGGAGCUCGGCGCGCGACAGGAGCUGCACGCUGCCGCUGCCGCGCGGCUCCAUGGGCUGGCCGCUGGUGGGAGAGACGCUGCACUGGCUACUGCAGGGCUCAAGCUUCCACAUCUCGCGGCGGCAGAAGCACGGUAACGUGUUUAAGACGCACCUGCUGGGGAAGCCCGUUAUCCGCGUGACCGGCGCCGAGCACGUGCGGAAGAUCCUGCUGGGUGAGCACACGCUGGUGAGCACGCAGUGGCCCCAGAGCGCGCGCAUCAUCCUGGGGCCGCACACGCUGGUCAACUCCACCGGGGAGCUGCACAGGAAGAAGAGGAAGAUCCUGGCCCGCGUCUUUAGCCGUGAGGCGCUGGAGACCUACCUGUUGCGCCUACAGGACGUGGUGAAGUGCGAGGUGGCGCAGUGGUGCGCGGAGGCGGGUUCAGUGGAUGCUUACGACGCCACCAGGUCCCUCACCUUCCGCGUGGCCAUGCGUGCUCUGCUGGGCCUGCGGCUGGAGGAGCAGCGCAUCGUUUACCUCUCCAAGAUCUUCGAACAGCUCAUGAGCAACCUGUUCUCACUGCCUGUGGACGCGCCUCUCAGCGGCCUGCGAAAAGGAAAAAGAGCACGGGACAUUCUGCAUGCUGCCAUGGAAAACAUCAUUGAGAAGAAGUUGAAGAAGCAGGAGCAAGAGGACGAAUACUGCGAUGCUUUUGACUACAUGCUGAGCGGCGCAAAGGAGAACAGCUACAACCUGACCAUGCAGGAGCUCAAGGAAACUGCAGUAGAGCUGAUCUUCGCCGCUCAUUCCACUACCGCGAGUGCGGCCACAUCUCUCAUCCUCCAGUUAAUGCGGCAUCCUGACGUGGCAGAGCGUGUGAGGGCCGAGCUCGAGGCAGAAGGUUUGAUCACAGAGGCUCGUGGAUCCUGCCGAUCACGCUGUGCCGAGGGUAGUGGCCUGCACUCAAAGGUGGAAAAGUGUGUGGACCAGGAGGAGGUGUGUCCUGAGCUCAAAACCAAACCCCUGCUUGAUAAGACAACCUGUUUGGAGGAAGGUCAUCGCUCGCGGACCCACGUGCCUUACUUGAGCCUGGAGAAGCUGAAUCAGCUCAGCUACCUGGACUGCGUGGUCAAGGAGGUGCUCAGAUAUCUCCCGCCAGUGUCUGGGGGAUAUAGGACAGUCCUGCAAACGUUUGAGCUGGACGGCUACCAGAUCCCAAAGGGCUGGAGCGUCAUGUACAGCAUCCGCGACACGCACGAGACUUCCCCUGCCUUCCAGAACCCGGAGCUCUUUGACCCGGACCGCUUCAGCCCUGAGCGGGAUGAAAGCAGAGCUAGCCGCUUCAGCUACGUGCCAUUCGGAGGCGGCGUGCGGAGGUGCAUUGGCCGUGAGCUGGCUGUGCUUGUGCUGAAAACAUUGUGCGUGGAGUUGCUGGCCACUGCUGAGUGGACACUGGCCACGGAGACAUACCCCAGGAUGCAGACGGUGCCGAUCGUCCAUCCGGUCAAUGGACUGCACGUGAAGUUCAACUACAGGAAUCACGCGAGAAACCGCAGAGAAUCCACUCAUCUGUAGAGGAGAGAAGCCUCAUAUGGACAGAACACCAGCCAACUUCAAUGUUUUAAACUGGACUCUUGAGAGACCGAUCACUGAGGGAGAUCUACAUUUUUUAAAUUUAGAGAUCAAGUCAGUGGUUUUCUUUGUUAACUAACCCGUGAAUAACUAGCCAACUUGCCGAAAAUGCAUGAUCUUCUAACCUAAAGAAACUAAGAAAUCCAAAAAUCAAAAAUGGGCAAAAAAAAAAAAGUUCAGGUUGCAAGAUGGCUGCUACUACUGUUUUUUAGCCAUGUGAUAUACGUUUGUCUAUUUCAAUAGAUGACCGUAUGUCAAACAGUGUCAGAAACAUGGACAUGUGUGCACUUCCAUAGGCCUAGCUAGAGAAAAGCUAACCAAGCCUUUUCCAUUCCACCUAUUGACUGAACCCCAAAUGGCUCCUUAUUGGCAGUAUAGUGCACAUAUUGAGUGUAGAACCAAUGUAGUAGAACCUAUUUACCAAUGUAGUGUACUAUAAAGGGAGCAAAGAGCCAUUUGGGAUUCAGCCAUUGCUUUCCCUUUCUCAUUUAUAUGUGAUAUAUCAACAAAAUGUGCUUUUGUUUGUCAAAUGAAGUAAGAAAUUUUAAUAAGCUCUAUUUAUGUUUCAUUUUAUUACAUAGAGAUAGUAUAGUGAGUAAAGAAAUACAAAAAGCAAUAAAAAGUCAAUAGUUAC